AAUAACACAAUUUGGAAGCCAGAUUCUUGCCAAGACUGCCGUUGCCAGAGCAAUAUUGUCACCUGUGAACCGACCGUCUGCAAAGACCCUCAGUGUGACUUCCAGAAGGGACAAGUGCUCCAAAUAGCUCCCAACAAGUGCUGCCCGGAGUGUGUGUCCCAAGCUGAAGGAUUUUGCCAGCAUGAAGGACAGAUCCACAGCCAUGGCGCGCAGUGGGCCGGAUCUGGAUGUGACCGGUGCUCCUGUGCCCACGGGAAGGUAACCUGCACACCCACAGCCUGCCCAGCCCUGGCCUGCGGACGAGGGGAGCUGCAGGACACUGCUGAGGGAUCCUGCUGUCCCAAAUGCGUGGGCCGUGGCGAGCCUUGCUCCUUUGACGGACGCUUGUUCCGGGAUGGCGAGGACUGGCGCCUUGGUCGGUGCUCCAGAUGCGUCUGCAAAGACGGUGUGACUGAGUGCUCCACGGCCUCCUGCCAGCCUCUGCUCUGCAGCCAGAAUGAAGUUACAGUUACAUCUCCUGGAAAAUGCUGCCCAGAAUGUGUUCCAAAGCCCUGCCUGGUGUCUGGAGGAGUGUACCAGCAUGGUGAACAGUGGAAAAAAAAUGCCUGCACUGCAUGUGCUUGUCACAGAGGGGAAGUCAGAUGUCAGAGGGAGACCUGUGACUCUGUUACCUGUGAGAAGGGGGAGAAGAAAGUGCAGCGUCCUGGGAAGUGCUGUGAGGAGUGUGUCUCUUCCAAGGGAAACUGCUUGUACGAUGGCACUGUCAGGUACCACGGCGAGAUGUGGAACAUUACCCACUGUGACUUCUGCGUGUGUGAUGAAGGGCAUGUCACUUGCCAGGAAGCAGAGUGUGCCAAAGUGGAGUGUGCCCAGAGUGAAGAAUUAAUUCACUUAGAUGGGAAGUGCUGUCCUGAAUGUAUCUCAGCUAAUGGUGACUGUGUUUACAAAGAACAUACCAAAGCUAGCGGCCAGAGCUGGGAAGAAGGGCCCUGCAGAGCCUGUGAGUGCCGGGACGCCGAGGUGACCUGCUUCCAGCGCUCCUGCCCGCCCUGCCCGCCCGCCAGCCUGGCUGUUGAGGCCGAGGGCGACUGCUGCCCACGCUGCGAGCCAGUUGAGUGCCACCCAGACUGUUUGACCUGCUCUCGGGCCUUUGAUCACUGUACCGCCUGCCGAGACACGAGGAGGCAGCUGCAGGAUGGGCGCUGUGUGGAGACCUGCGAGUCUGGCUUCUACCAGGAUGGGGGGACUUGCUUAGCCUGCAAUGAAACGUGCUCAGCCUGUACCAAUGGAUUUGAGUGUUCCUCGUGCCAGGCAUCCCUGCUAAUGAAGAACGGGCAGUGUGUGACUUCGUGUGGGAAGGGAUACUUUCAGGAUCAGCUCCUCUGCACAGCUUGUCACGAGUCCUGCUCCUCAUGCUGGGGUGCUGCUGAGAACAACUGUCUGUCCUGCAAAGACAUGUCACGUGUGCUAAAAGCAGGGCUCUGCGUGGCCAGCUGUGGCCAGGGAUUUUAUACAGAGGAUGGAGUCUGCAGCGCUUGUGGCCAGUUCUGUGAGACGUGCUACUCAGACCGACCCAGGUGCCUGAGCUGUGCUCCAGAGAAGCUGUUACACGACGGGAAGUGCGUUUCAGAGUGCCCAGACGGGUAUUUCCCAAGCAGCCAUGGAAGAUGCAGAGCUUGUCACGAGUCGUGCUCCACGUGUGAGGGACCGCUGCCCACUCACUGCACCUCCUGUUCCUUCCCUCUGGCCUUGCGCCGGGGCCAGUGCCUGCGGGACUGCGGAGAGGGAUUUUACCAGGAUCACAAUGUCUGCAAGGGUUGCCACCCCUCCUGCCGCACCUGCCUUGGCCCAGGGCCCUCUCAGUGCGGGCAGUGCAGGGCGCCGGAGGACGUGCUGCAGCCUCGCCAGCCUGCGGAAGGAGCCGUGCCCGGCCUGUGCCUCCCUCGCUGCCAAGCCCGCUUCUACAUGGAUAGCACAGGAGUCUGCAGAGAGUGCCACUCCUCCUGUGCUGGCUGCCUGGGGAACACCUCUCAGGACUGUACAGCUUGUCUCUCCACCCACGUCCUGCUGGAAGGCAGAUGCCUCUCGGAGUGCUCAGAGGGGCUGUUCAGCCGUGGAGAUCUCUGCUCCCCCUGUCAUCCAUCCUGCAAGACAUGCCGUGGCCCUUCUGAUGGGGAGUGCUCAACCUGCCAUCCCCACGCGACUCUAGCCAGUGGAAAGUGCAGGACUCGCUGCCAGGAAGAACAGUAUCUCAACCUGGUGGGAUAUUGUGUGGACUGCCACCCUUUGUGCCGUCAGUGCGUGGCCAACCUGCGGGACGCCGGCAGCAUCUGCCUGAAGUGCCAGAACGCCCGUCACUUGCUCCUGGGGGAUCACUGCAUUCCUGACUGUCCCGUGGGAUACUAUGUGGAGAACGGUGCCUGCAAAA
Messenger RNA from Antrostomus carolinensis (chuck-will's-widow), 2428 nucleotides. Its product is annotated as extracellular matrix protein FRAS1-like. The transcript is spliced from 18 exons. Gene Ontology annotation, molecular function: protein binding. The record is from RefSeq and is a predicted model, not a curated record. Gene Ontology annotation, biological process: anatomical structure morphogenesis. The annotation marks the transcript as partial. Lineage: Eukaryota; Metazoa; Chordata; Aves; Caprimulgiformes; Caprimulgidae.